ACACGCGCAAUGAUAGCCGGAAGCAUCGAUGGGAGGAAAAUAAAAAUCGAUUAAAUCCACCUUAAUUCGCGAGUGUAAACCUUUCACUCACUGUUCUUUUCGCGACCGUAAGCUCGAAUUUAUCAGCCUUUUCCACUGCCACUGUGCCGGAGGGGACGGUAGAGAGCAGAGGAGCUGCUCUAUUUGAACGAAGUUGCUCGGUAGGGGUUUAGCUGACGUGUGGAGAAGUUGAGACUGCCAGAGAGCAGAUAAACAAACAUAAACAAGCAGGGAUCAGCUGAGCGCCUGGCCGAACCGAACCAGCAGCACGGAGAGAUGUCAGGGAGAGCGGGUUUCCUCUGUUGAGCCCAAGAAUGAUCCACAGGAGACCGUGACUUACACUGAUACUAGCUCCAUGUCAACUGUCAACACUGGCACACAAAGAAUUUCGGAAGCACAACACGAGGACCAGCCGUAGGCUUUAGCAGAAAACCCACUGCUCCUGUCACUGUCUCUUUGUCAAGACAUAGCCAGGCUAGCAUGGACAACCAAUGAGUUUACCUGCCUGUUUUCAGCUGUAACGAAACGAAUACACAUUACAGUGCAAGGAGACAGAGAAGUGGGAUUAACAUGGCCCACCAGGCAACCCCUAGUUCCCAGAAGGCCCUGAUGAUGGAGCUGAAGUCCCUGCAGGACCAACCCGUGGAGGGCUUCCGCAUCACUCUGGUGGAGGAAUCUGACCUCUACAACUGGGAAGUGGCCAUCUUCGGGCCCCCAAACACCCUGUAUGAGGGAGGCUACUUUAAGGCUCACAUCAAGUUUCCAGUUGACUACCCGUACUCCCCACCAACCUUCCGCUUCCUCACCAAGAUGUGGCACCCCAACAUUUACGAGAAUGGAGAUGUGUGCAUCUCCAUCCUACACCCUCCUGUUGACGACCCUCAGAGCGGGGAGUUGCCCUCUGAAAGGUGGAACCCCACCCAGAACGUCAGGACUAUCUUGCUUAGUGUGAUCUCGCUGCUCAAUGAGCCCAACACGUUCUCUCCAGCCAAUGUGGAUGCCUCUGUCAUGUUUCGCAAAUGGAGGGACAGCAAAGGCAAGGACAAGGAGUACGCAGAGAUUAUCAGGAAGCAGGUGAUGUCAACAGCAGCAGAGGCUGAGCGCGAUGGCGUCAAAGUCCCAACCACAUUGGCGGAGUACUGCGUCCAGACCAGGGUUCCCUCCCAGGACAGCAGUUCAGACCUUCUCUAUGACGACCUCUAUGAUGAUGACAUGGAGGAGGAGGAUGAGGAGGAAGAUGAGAGCGAGAUGGAGUCUGUAGGCGAAGCCGGGGGGAUCAGCGUCGUGGAGGACGGCGGGACGUCCACCAGACGUUACGACAACCAGGACGACUCUGGCAAUGAAGAUUCAUGAUGAUCUGGAUGAUAACUCCUCCCUGCCAACUCCCCCACCACUCUCCUUCUUUUAUGUGUUAUGUUACAAUUUUGUGUGAGAGUGUGUUUGUGUGCGUGUGCGUGGCGCACGUGUGUGCGCUACGUGUGUGUGCGUGUUUGCACAUACAGUGGGGUCAAAAGUCUACUGCCAAAAACUUUUCAUCAUUUAUAAAACUAAUGCUAAUCAUCAGUCAAAUAAUAGUUCUCAAAUGCUAUUACACACAUUAUAAGCAAAUGAUUUUGGUACUGUUUUCACUGAAGGUCAGAUUUGGUGUUUCCACCAUUUGCCUUAAUUACAGCUUGCACUCUGUCCAGCAUGAAAUGUUUUGCAGAGUUUGAGAACUGAAAUUAGUCCAGCACUGAGUCCAGCAUUGAGAGAACUCUGGGGGUGUUUUUAAUGUUGCGUUAUAUUUCACAAUUUCCCAAUGAGGAAGUUAAGUGUCCAUCUUCGGCCACACUGCUUUAAAAACCAGAAAUGAUGGCAUGCUUCUGCAGACAGGGGCAAUUUAGUCUAUGGUCAGUGAGUGAUUAAUCAUGUGCAAGUUGGCAAAACGUCCUCACACCUGAAUAUCUAUUUUAAUUCCUUGUAUUAUUCUCUCAUGCAACCAACUCCUAACAUACUGCACUGUAAGUUGUUUGGUUGUGACCAUGUAGUUGAUUUUUUUUUUUUUAGAGUUUCAAAUUACACUGAAAAGUUUCAGUCUGUGCUAAACCAUUAGGCUUGUUUUACCAUUAAAUAACUGAUUUGGUUACAGUUACACUUUGUUGGUCUUUAAACUGUAGUUUUAUCAGCUGGGGUAGGACCUUUUUGUUGUGCUGGCUUUGUAUCUUGGAUGCAGAUGCAGUUCUGUCUCAUAAAGAUGCUGGCUUUUAUUCCAUGAUGCCAUCUCUAAGUCUGUCUGGUCCCUGUUUGGAUUAAAACGGAGUCCUUUUUUCAUGUUCAGUCAUUAGCAGUAGUAACAGUAAGAAUUAAAAGACAACAAUAAUUAAUAUUGUGUAGGAGCAUAUGUGGUUAGGCAAUAAUUUUAGAAAUCUUGCUAUCACAUAUACCAGUAAUUAGUUAUAAGCAUUUCCAAAGAUAAGAAUUACAUGUAUCAGUUCUAAAUAAUGUAUGCUUUAUCGGAAAACAUAACUUGUUUUAGUUUUUGAUAAAUGAUGAAAACAAACUGUCCUUGUGGUGGUCUCUUGAACCCCCACUGUGGCUGGCUGGCUCUUCGCCUGCUAGCCCAUGUCAGAUUGUGUGGUUUUGUGUUAAAGGACUGGCUCUAUCCACCGUGUCUUUUACUUGUUGCUGUGUUUUUUUAUGUACUUCUCUUGUUUAGUCGGUUGACAUUCUGUCCUCCCUGACUUGUCCCUUGUUUUCUCUGGGAUGGCACAGACAGUCUGGCUAAUGGACACUUUGCUGUUCGGCUCAUUAACCAGAUGAUGAACUGGCCGGCUUGUCUUGUCACUGUCCAUCAGUGUGUCCCGUGGCAGAAUAUCUCUGUCCCUCUCACGCCUGUCUAUUCGACUUUGAUGCAAUCAACUUAAACUUGCAAACACAGGCUCUGCCGUGACUCCAUCUUCUUGGACCCACCUUCAGUAGUGUCCAUCACAACUGCUCUCUCAUGAUUGCUCAAAGCAUCGUCAUCUGUUUGGGGGUGAACAAGGUUAAGACCUUUCUCUCACAUCGCCUCCUACACCUCUCUCUGCCUCUUAAACCUCAGGGCCUCAAUAGACUUUCACUGAGAGAAAAAAAAUAGUCAAAAAGAAACUUAAUACACAAACUGCUCCUCACCUCCAUCUCUUUUUCUUAUUUUCUGCAUCACUGGGUGUUAUCAGAGGGCAGAGAGUGAACUGAAAGUCUCCAAUCCCACCGCCAGCGUGUUUACACGUUACUGAGUGUUGCUGUUGGUCCUGAUUUGGGUCCUCUAAGUUGUUUUCUUCUUGGUAGGCUACAGUCAAAUUUAAAAAAAAAAUCAAAAUACACCUGUAGGGACUCUGUCUUCAAGGCAGUGCUCACAUUAUGUUGCAAUAGAUGUGAAAAUGUUAUGUUUUGCGCUGUGACUCCAGUUCAUGCUUAAAUGCAACUUAGUGAAAAUUGGACGUUGUUGCUGUGCUACACCACAUCCAGAGUCUUUUGAUCGACAGGGACAAAAUCAACAUGCAGCUUAGCUACACAUUUGCAUUUGAAUGAAUAUGACACUGAUUGCCUGUUGUGUGUGCGUGUGUGUGUAUAUCUACAUUUACUAUUCAUCUAUUGACUGCAAUGUCAGGGUUUUCUUGUUCCUGUCUCUGUGGAAUCAGUGCAAAGGUCUGUCACACCAGUGAGUUUCCCCAAAUGACCUUUUGGACUUUGUCCAGUUGAGAAAACAUUCAGUGUGUGUUGCACUGUGUUCAGUGCUGUCUCGCAAGUGGCUGAGGAUUUGACUGAUUUGAAAAAAACACCCUCUGAGUAUUAAACUUCUGAACACACUGAACAGCAGAAUGUGACUAAUAUUACUUGUGCGGCAUCAGUUAAUCCACACAUUUGAGCUGUGUGUUACGGAUGUGAGUAUGAAUGUGUUUCCCUGUUCAACACAGUGGAGCACCGGGGCAAACCUUUGAUUCACAUGGCUGGAUUUUAUGCCAAGGAAACCAAGCACAGCCCCACAACCGCUCAUUUUAAAAACUAUGGAGCAAUGGAUGCAUGUAGUGGAUUUAAUGCUGUUUGAAUAAACUGUUGGUUAGAUACCCUCUGGAUUUUAAUGUGAAGCCAAAGGAGUGAAACAUUGUUCUCCCGGCCCUGUGCUUUGGCGGCUCACAGAGACUGGAUUCUGUUGAGGACGGGGAGAGGAAAUCCACUCGUGAACUGGAUCUUAGAUGGAUUUCAUAUCAAGGCACAACAGGAAGUGGAUAGAUGCCAGAGAUUCUGAACUUUUAUUGAUGUGGUCCCCAUUUUUGCCCCUUUCUUACCAUAUAGAGAAGUAAAAUUAUUGGCAGUGACAUAAAAUACCAAUCUCCUGUGUGCCUGUUAAAGGAUGAGUUUGACAUUUUGGGGAUCUACAUUUAUUUGCUUUCUGGCAUAGAGUUACAUGAGAGUAUCAAUACCACUCUUCAUGUCGGUCUGUUAAAUAUGAAUCUAAGACCAACAGCUGGUUAGCUUAACUUAGCACAAAGAGUGGAAACAGUUAGCCUACCUGUGUCCGGCAGUAACAAAAUCCGCCUGACAGCAGCCCUUAAGCUCAAUGAUUAUCACAUUUUAUCUUUGUUUAAUCUGUACAAAAGCCUUAGUGUAAAACACCCUGUCAUUAUUUUACAGGGGUUAUUUGCCGAACUCUUUCUUGGCUGGGAAUAGUAACUUCCUCAGGUCUCCACAGGUAGCCUAACAACUGCAAGAGCCAAGAAAUAGUCCACCAUAUAAACUGCUGUUAAAAACAACUUUGGUUUUGGUACAGAUUAAACAAACCAGAUGUAACAUAGUAGUGAGCCUGGCAGGCAGAUUUUGGUACCAUAGGACAGACCCAAGUUAGCUGUUUCCACCUUCAUGCUAAGUUAAACUAACCAGCUGCUGGCUGUAGCUACAUAUUUAACAAACAUCAGAGUGGUAUCAAUCUUCUCAUCUAACUCUCUGCCAGAGAGCAAAUGAGCGUAUUUUUCAGUAGCUUCAUAUGUAACAGAUAUACAUGAGAGUGGUAUUAAUCUUUUCAUGUAACUCCCGGAAAAGAAAGCAAUUAAGCGUGAUCCCCAAAAUGCUGAAUUAUUGCUCUAAAGCCAAGUUUUUGCCUCCUAUUGCAAAUUAAAAUCUGAAUCUGCAUUACUGUUUUUGUUAGUGUAAAGUCUAGGCGUAGUGUAGCCCUCAUGAUAGCAAUUUGAUGAUCAUUUUAGAGCUCUUACCCAAUAUUAGAUUUGUCCACUUUUUUACUUAAAUGUAUGCCUUGUUUUUGUAAUGAGCGCAGGUGGAGAAAAGUUAAGGAGGCCUUUUGAGGGAAGAGGGCCACCAACUAUUAUUAUCUCUGAGGGAUGAAAGUUCCAAACUCCAAACUCACCCUAAGAAAUGACUCACAAAAAAUGACCGCAGUCUAAGAUGUUGAGAUGUUAUUCCAUACGCACUGUUACAUACAAAAGACUGAAUGAAAUCAUCUAGUUCAUUUAAUCUGUGUGUGAGCAUGUGUGUGCACAAGUGUGUAUUUUUUGAAGUGUGGGUCAGCACUGUGAGGUCCUCCUGAGGCCUUCACAUAGUCACACAUUUAAUGGACUGAAUUGUCCACAAUUCUACCACGUGUCCACUCCUAUUGAUGUUAAUGCUGUCCUUGUUGGUUUCUUCUUUGAUUUUAUUUCAUUUUUUUCCUCAACAUUUUGUGUUUGUGAGGAUGCAAAUGUCACUCAUAAAGUUUCUAUUGUUAAAAAAAAAAAAAAAAAAAAAGCAUUGUUGGAUUUGUUUGCAAUAUAGCUUUGAUAUCUGUUGCUAAGCC
This is a messenger RNA of Toxotes jaculatrix (banded archerfish), 5845 nucleotides long. RefSeq names its product ubiquitin-conjugating enzyme E2R 2 (gene ube2r2). NCBI's taxonomy places the organism in Eukaryota, Metazoa, Chordata, Actinopteri, Toxotidae. Gene Ontology annotation, molecular function: ubiquitin conjugating enzyme activity. The transcript has 6 exons. Gene Ontology annotation, biological process: protein polyubiquitination; ubiquitin-dependent protein catabolic process. Bases 610 to 1392 code for a protein of 260 amino acids. The record is from RefSeq and is a predicted model, not a curated record.